Messenger RNA from Lactuca virosa, 375 nucleotides. Lineage: Eukaryota; Viridiplantae; Streptophyta; Magnoliopsida; Asterales; Asteraceae. The record is from the annotation of a GenBank genome assembly.
AUGGCCCAGAAGUUUUACAGAUGUAAUAGUAGUUGUUAUUCCAAUGUAACUGAUGAUCCUGAUGUUACGUGUCCUCGGUGCCGAAUUUAUUCCAUGACCACUCAGUUGACCUUUGUGGGUGGUGGUGGUAUGUUGAAUGGGACGACGGAGGGUGGUGGUUUUGUGAAGGGGGUGGUGACUUACAUGGUUUCGGAUGAUCUGGUGGUGAAGCCAAUGUCCAAUAUAUCUAGCAUUACUAUGUUGAAUAAGUUUAAUGUGAAGGAAGUUGGUUGUCUUGAGGAAAAGGUGGUUUCUUUGAAGAUGAAAGAGGGUCUGAUGUUGCUGAAGGCCUCAUUGCAGAGCAAGAAUGUGCUUACGAGUGUGUUCCUGGAGUAA